UUGAAAUAAGGUCUUAUAAUGGCUGCAUGAAAUCACAGCUUGAUAACGCGAAGCAGGGAAACGGGUCUGCAUCGUGCUGUCGCUUGUCGUUGUCGCUCUGCACGGAUUAAGAUACUUUAUAUAUAUAUUUUUUGCAGUGUGUGGACGCAGUUGCUAUGGCUAUAAUAACAAGAAAACGACAGCUCUGGGGGGAGCUUUCUACGCUGUGGAUACAUUCGGGGGACGCCUUCAAAAUUCAAAAGGAUUUGAGGAGGCGUUGAAAAAGCACAGUUCAGUGUCUGGAGCAUGAAGUGUCUAUCGGGAUUAGCAUCCCCGUUUCAAUCAAUACAACAAUUAGUAUCCGGACAAUCGUUCAAAGACCGCUCCUUUUUUGUUUUUGAUGCUGUCUUAAUCCUUUUUGUGUGUGUGUGUAUAUAUAUAUAUUUUUUUUCCUGGAGCGGAAUUGAGCUUCGAUUUGAGCUGGAACAGGAGAGUGACUGAUCAGCUGUUGCGUCGCGGGGCUGUCUGAUUGAUUAAUGUCAACAUUGCAACAAAUAAAGAAAUAACAGCGACAACAACAUGCCGAGAAAUGAAGACUGGAGUUUCUCCAGACGGCGUGUAUGUCUAGUAUUGAGUGCAGCUGGAUUAAUAUCAUAACCUAAUAGAUUUCAUUAGCACGGGAGUGUAUAGGCGUAGAUUAGAUCUGUUUUACUGAACUGCCAGCGUGUAGAAUGAUGAGUUAAUUGCGUAUUUGCGCGGUUGUGUGUGUGUGUGUGUGAGAGAGAGAGAGAGAGGUAUUAAGCUGAAAUCGAAAAGGGGCAAAAACAGAGGGCUUGUCCGGUCUGCUGAGCUGUAUUCGGUUGACACGGCCCCUAAACCCAAACAUGCCACCAUGGCACCCCCGUUUUCUGGGUCCCGCGGUGCCCCCGGGUUAGGCGACCUGCACCUGAACGAGGAGAACGCGCGGAUCGCCCUGCUGGCGCUGCUCAUGGCCGGGUACCUCCUGUGCGGCGCCGCCGUGUUCUCCGCCAUCGAACACCCCGUCGAGGUCGACAGCCACCGGCGGUGGAACCGGACCCUGCUCGGCUUCAGCCAGAGGUUUAACAUCAGCCCCGGGGAGUUCCGCCGCUUCCUGCGGGAGUACGAGGUGGCCAUGGCCACGGGGUUCCGGGUGGAUGCCCUGAGACCUCGCUGGGACUUCGCCGGAGCUUUCUACUUCGUGGGGACGGUCGUGUCGACGAUUGGAUUUGGCAUGACCACGCCCGCCACAGCCACUGGUAAAAUAUUCCUCAUUUUCUAUGGCAUGAUGGGCUGCGCUGGCACCAUCCUCUUCUUCAACCUUUUCCUGGAGCGCGUGAUCACGCUGUUGGCUGUGCUGAUGAAGGCCUUCAGGCGAGGGAGGUUGUGUCUCCGAGGGUGGGACCCGGAAACCGACCCCGGGCGGGAGGAGGGAGGAGGAGGGGAGCCCUGCCGGCUGCCUGCCUGGAAACCCUCGGUUUACAACGUGAUGCUAAUCCUGGGGCUGGCGGUGUCCCUGAUCGCUCUCUGUGCCUCCUCUCUGUACACCCCGGCCGAGGGCUGGAGCUUCGUGGACUCCCUGUAUUUCUGCUUCGUGGCUUUCAGCACCAUCGGGUUUGGGGAUCUGGUGAGCGGACAGCGGGGGUCCUAUGAGAACCAGUCGCUCUACGGCCUGGGGAACUUCUCCUUCAUUGUGCUGGGGGUCUGCUGCCUCUACUCCCUGUUCAACGUCAUCUCCAUCGUCAUCAAACAGUUUCUCAACUGGCUGCUUAGCCUCUGCUGCUGCUCCCUCCCCCGGAGGAGGGCCGAGAAGCCGCAGUGGGUCCUGGGAGGUAGGCGGCACAGGGUGGCCCCCUUGCCAGCUUCGGGGGGCCGCCACCCGACGAGGAGCGAGGUCUCCCUGGAUACGGAAGCUGCGUUGGAGAGUGAGACGGACGCCCGGCGGGUCUCCGUGGAGAUGAGCGCCAUCCGCGACUUCCUGGCCAAUAACAAUCGGGCGACGGCAACGGACGCCCCCAGGCUGCCAGGACCCGAAGCCGCCAAUGGGCAUCUCAUUGUGGCUUGGGGGGGCGGCGUCGAGGGAGCGGCCGGCAGCGAAGACCGCCGCGAGCUUGAGAAGGGCCUGCUGAGGGAUAUCGGCUCCCUGGCGAUCAUGAACAACAAGCUGGCAGAAACGUCAGAGCGCCAUGGCAACGGGCUGCCCGUCAUCGGCUCGGCCAGGCUGCUGCUGCUUCAGCAGGAAACCAGCGACCAUCGUCUCCUCCUCCACCGCCACUGUCUCUCCAGCACACAGGGGUCUCCAGCCAGCGAGAGCAGAAGCCGUUGCGCGUUUCCUGGGUCUCCCGCCUCCUUGGGGGCCACCGACGGCCCGGGGGAUCCCUCGAGCGGGGUGGGAUCCCUGGCCAACCUCGAGAGCCUCACCCAAAGCAGCGGAGGGAGGGACUCCCAGAAUGGACUGCCCUCCGGCAGAGUCGAGUCCCCGGCGCCUUUGAAUCAGCGGCCGGGGGGAAGCGAGCAAGCCUCUUCAUCGCUGGACCAGCCCGGCGACUACCGGAGGAAGAUGACGGAGAGGCCGAGCCGCUCCGGUCACGGGCUGACCCGUGGCGUCCCCUCUCCCGCGGUCCCGGGCCAGCGGGCGAGUCGGUCUGGCGCUACGGAGCCCCCCAGAGAGUCCCUGAGCAGCGGGGGGCCUGCCGUGACAAAGACGAGGGUCUGUGCCCCCAGAAACAAGUUCCUGAGUGGAGUGGGGUCCCUGGCUGUCAUGAACGACAGGUUCGCAGAGACUAGUAAGAGAAAGAUCUCCCGGCACCAGCAGAGAACCACCGAAACACAGGAGAACACUUAGACUGAAGGAGAUGCUGGUUUGAGCCGUCGUUGAGGAUAGGAGAGGAUGGAGAAGAGUAGGAGAGGAUUGGAAAGGAUAGGAGAGUGUAGGAGAGAAUGGGAAAUGGCAA
This is a messenger RNA of Polyodon spathula (Mississippi paddlefish), 2951 nucleotides long. RefSeq names its product potassium channel subfamily K member 13-like. Gene Ontology annotation, molecular function: potassium ion leak channel activity. Gene Ontology annotation, biological process: potassium ion transmembrane transport; stabilization of membrane potential. The record is from RefSeq and is a predicted model, not a curated record. NCBI's taxonomy places the organism in Eukaryota, Metazoa, Chordata, Actinopteri, Acipenseriformes, Polyodontidae. Bases 872 to 2842 code for a protein of 656 amino acids. Gene Ontology annotation, cellular component: membrane. The transcript is spliced from 2 exons.